CAGUUCACUUUUUUUUAUUUUUCGCAUCCCUCUUCGUGAACACAAGCGAUUUCAAGCCUGAAUUUCUCCCCAUUCUUGCCGGUACGCCAGCAGCCGGCACAGCUGCUGCCGCCCUCACUGCCUCCUUUUUCAACCAUCGAAUAAAAUUCGAAAUCUCAGAAAGCGCUGAAGUUUCCGUGACGAUGAGCAUCGUACCGAAGGAAACAAUUGAGGUUAUAGCCCAGAGCAUUGGCAUCAGCAAUUUAUCUCCCGAUGUGUUGCCUGCUCUGGCUGCCGAUGUCGAGUACCGUAUUCGAGAAAUAAUGCAGGAAUCUAUCAAAUGCAUGAGGCAUUCGAAGAGAACUACUUUAACUACGGAUGACGUUGAUAGUGCCCUCGGUUUAAGAAAUGUCGAGCCAAUAUAUGGAUUUGCUUCUGGAGAUCCACUGCGAUUCAAACGGGCAGCAGGGCACAAGGAUUUGUUCUAUAUAGAAGAAAAGGAUGUGGAAUUCAAGGAAGUGAUUGAAGCUCCUCUACCUAAGGCCCCACUGGACACCACAGUAGUUGCUCAUUGGUUAGCUAUUGAGGGAGUUCAACCUGCUAUUCCUGAAAAUCCCCCUCCCGAAGCUCUUCAAAUGCUUUCACUUCCUGCGGAUAACAGAAAGACUGAAGUCAAAGAGGAUGGAGCAUCUGUUGACAUUAAAUUACCUAUAAAGCAUGUGGUUUCACAGGAACUUCAGCUUUACUUUGAAAAAAUUACCGAGUUGACUGUGACCAGAUCCGAGUCCCCUUUAUUUAAAGCUGCAUUAGUGAGCUUGGCAACUGACUCAGGGAUUCACCCCUUGGUUCCUUAUUUUACACUUUUUGUUGCUGAUGAGGUUUCUCGGAAUUUGAAUAACUUUUCUCUACUUUUUGCUUUGAUGCGUCUUGUCCGGAGCCUUCUUCGGAAUCCUCAUAUACACAUCGAGCCAUAUCUGCACCAACUGAUGCCCUCGGUGCUGACAUGCCUGGUUGCUAAAAGAUUAGGAAAUAAGUUCUCUGACAAUCACUGGGAACUGAGAAAUUUCACCGCUAGUCUAGUUGCCUCAAUAUGCAAGAGAUUUGGCCAGGUUUAUUACAAUCUCCAGCCACGUGUGACCAAGACAAUGUUGACUGCUUUCAUCGAUCCAUCAAAAACUCUCCCUCAACAUUAUGGUGCUGUUCGGGGGAUAGCAGCCCUUGGAGCUAAUGUGGUUCGAUUACUUAUUCUUCCCAAUCUUGAUCCUUAUUUGCGGCUUCUGGAGCCAGAAAUGCAACUAGAGAAGCAAAAGAAUGAGAUCAAGAGGCAUGAAGCCUGGCUUGUAUAUGGGGCUCUAUUGCGCGCAGCUGGUUUGUGCGUCUAUGAUCGGCUGAAGAUGCUACCUUCUCUGCCAUCUCCACCAGCACGUACUGUCUGUAGGAGCAAUAGCAAAGUCGUGACUACUUCAAAUAAACGUAAAGCCACCAUGGAUAACAUGAUGCACCAAGCACCGUUGAAGAAACUGGCAACAGACAGUUCUAUGGGUGCAAACUCUCUGCCGGCAGACAUAGCAGGAGCUAGUGGUGGAUAUUCAACAAAUACUGGAGCUGCAGACUCAUCAAGGGCCUCAGGGAACAACAAUGUGGCUGGAUCAAGCAGCAGAAGAGAGAUAGUUGGUGGUCAAGGAUUCAAGACUUCAUCUGCUCUUGAGCAGGCGUGGAAGGAGGAUACAGAUGCCGCACAAUUGCUGCCCUCACUGUAUGAAUAUUUUGGUGAAAGCAUGUUAACAUUUGUUCCUUUACCCGAAGCGUCCUUAUUCUUGUGAUCUUUCCUCCACCCCAAUGCCUACACAAGAGAAUUAGUGUUUGCUGUCGUCUUUUUACAGAUAUGUUCUCCCUGGUUAGUGUUCUGUUCUUCGGGAACGAAGAUCACAUUUCCAAAAUACUAAUGUAGAUUCAUUCGCAUAAUUAGGAAAGAUUGUUAGAUUAUAUGCUAUCUAUGUUUUGUAGAACUCUGCACAGAUUAUGGUAUUUUCUGAAAUUCAAGUAAUUUCAUAAACUACAA
This is a messenger RNA of Salvia hispanica, 2041 nucleotides long. It is a transcript of the gene TAFII59, whose product is annotated as TATA BOX ASSOCIATED FACTOR II 59. Lineage: Eukaryota; Viridiplantae; Streptophyta; Magnoliopsida; Lamiales; Lamiaceae. Gene Ontology annotation, molecular function: protein heterodimerization activity; RNA polymerase II general transcription initiation factor activity; transcription coactivator activity. Gene Ontology annotation, cellular component: SAGA complex; SLIK (SAGA-like) complex; transcription factor TFIID complex. Gene Ontology annotation, biological process: transcription initiation at RNA polymerase II promoter; RNA polymerase II preinitiation complex assembly. The record is from RefSeq and is a predicted model, not a curated record.